Ostrea edulis (European flat oyster) is the source of this 2758-nucleotide messenger RNA. RefSeq lists its product as uncharacterized. The record is from RefSeq and is a predicted model, not a curated record. The transcript is spliced from 15 exons. NCBI's taxonomy places the organism in Eukaryota, Metazoa, Mollusca, Bivalvia, Ostreida, Ostreidae. The coding region runs from base 233 to 2200 and encodes 655 amino acids.
ACCGUAGCCGAGCUAAUCUUGUUGAUAUCUCGCAUUUUCUCUGUUGAUCUUUAGCCUUACCUUGAUGAAUCUGCAUAACCCCUACAAUUAGCAAACUGAACUUGAUAAGGUAUCAUUAUCAAUGGAUAUUGAGCUUUAUUCUAAUUGACAGGAAACACAGAUGGUGCAUUCUACUUUCGUUUCUGGAUUUUAAGUGUAAACACACAAACACAAAGCUUUGAAUUUAGGAAUCAUGGAUAUAGGAGCAAGUUAUGCGGAAUGCAAAGAAGAAUUGAAAUCAGAAAGCGACCAUGAACGUUUUAUUUUGUCUUUGCCUGUUCCAUGGAGAAAGUUCGCAUUCCCCAAAGAGCAUCACAAAAGACAAAGCCAAUCGAUUCGGAAGUUUCAAUCCAUACUCGAUGGCUACCAAAAAGCAGGAGAACAAAUCGAGGAAGCUAUAAGACGAAGAGCGACGGACAGUGAAGUUCGGUAUGUGUACGAUUUGGACGAUGUCGACUAUGACGAGUAUGUGGAACAGUUGGGAAAAGCAGACAUCCCUUAUAUACAAACAGCUGAGUUUUACGGGUAUCUUGUACACCUUUUGACGGGAUGUUGUGCAAAGAAGAAAUGGCUGAUAAAUAAAAGUGAAGAACUUGCAUCUAUAAAUGGCAAACCACCGUCGAUUAGUUUGAAGGAAUGGCUGACUCUGCCUCCAGAUGUCAGACUUAGCAUGUCACGAGGAGAGUCUGCAAAAACUAUUGAAUUAAUGGUAGAAAAAAUUUACGAGCUAAAGACAGAAAAUAUGAGUAUUGUGCGAGAGAGUGCUGAUCGUAUGGCAAAGCAAAUUGCACCAAACUUUGUCCAAGUACGAAAAGAUGAAUUCCAAAGAAUACUGGAGGAAAAUGAAAUAUUGAAACUGAAAAACGUUGAAAUACAGCAAGACCGUGCUGCUAAGGAGGAGGUCAUUCACUACUUUGAGGAGGAAAUGGCAGAAAAUGAGAGGAAGAUCAAAGAUCUUACUAAAGUAAACUCAGAUUGCAGAAACCAGUUACACCUCAGCAGUAUAGCAGAUCUUCAGCAGAAACUAGCCCACGAAAAAAAGAGUGUUGGUUUGUUAAGACGACAACGAGAUACUUUAGAGGAAGACAAAGAGCGUUUAUUAACCAGACUAAGUGAAGUGGCUGGUUCCAAGUUAACAACCAACAAUCCAGCAAUUACAGACCUAAGUGACGAAAACAGACCACUGAAAUUAUCGGAAAAAUUCAGUCAGCUGUAUGAUGACGAGUGGACUGAUUCUUUAGAAGAAAUACUAAACAACGGCCUGGAUGAAGUUGCUUCAGUUGCCUUCCUCCUCCGUGUUGUUAUGAGCGCCUUCCAUCUCUGCUCCCGAUCCAGGUCGAUGUUUAUUAAUGUACACGAUUGCAAAACUUUGCUAUGGUGUGAGGGUGGUAUGGAAAUGAAGCUUGUACAGAGGCUUGAAUUGACAGAGGAAGAAAAAAUAGCUUUAGAAGGUGUCACGCGAGAUUUGAGAUAUUACAGAAAGGACACAUUCAUAGAUGUCCUAAAAAAGAAAUUCCGUGUCAUCAUGAAAGGUAUGUUACUAAACAUAAACAGGAAAAGGAAAUGUAAUCAGAUAUCACCAGAAGAACGACAGAUAGGACAUGUAACAAAUGAAGAUGUUGAUGGAGAAAAACAAACAGAAGCAGAAAUCCAGGAAGACACAGAAGAUCAGAAUGAAAACCAAGAACAAUCCCAAAUUCCACCGUCUCUGUCGCAAGAUAAAGUGCAUUUUAAUAGAAAUACUAUCCCGUCAAAAGUACGUAAAAAGGAACAGAAAGGUAGGCUUGUAGAAUCUGCGAGAGGGGAUUUCUCCAUGCCAUCCCAUGCAAACUAUUUAUCAGAGGGAUUCUUACUCAACAAAGAAGAAAUCGAAGAAUUAUUUUCGGUACCAAUGGAAUAUGAAAUAUCGGAAGAAGCUGUGAUUGGUUUUGGGAAGACAUUGCAAUUUGCAGAGCACUGUGUGGAGUUGUGUUGGUUGAUGCAGUCAGGACAACCACCGAUGUAUCUCGACGCUGAUAUUCCGGAAAAUAGACAGUUUAAAACCGAAAUAUUAAAACAAUAUACUAAAAAGGGGGAUUUAAUUCAUUACAUUGUGUGGCCAGUGUUGUAUCUACACAAGAAUGGACCUUUGCUUUCAAAAGGAGUAGCACAACCGAUAUAACGUUUUGUUUGUACAUGUAGUGCAAUGGACAUUGAAAAAAUAGACAAAAAAUUUAAAUGAUAGGCAAUUCAUACAUUUAAUUACUUUAUUACAGUUUAAGUUGGUUUUAGAUAUAAUGCUUCCACAAAUUUUCACAUUGAAUCUGAUUAUUUUCUAAAUUAUGAACACUUUUAGUAUCAUACAAACAAUGUGAUAGAGAAUUCAACAAAAUGGAAUUAUGAUAUCAAAUUACAUUUUUUAUUUAGUUGUUUGAAGGAAUCAUAAUUCUAUCCCAAAUAUGAAAAAUAGACAUUAUCACUGAAUUGUGUUACAUGUAUAUUUUUGCAUUUUUAUAAGAUUAUAAAACUACCGAGCCUUCGUGUCGCAUAAUAUUUGAUGUUGAUAUACAGGAUUUUAUGCCUAAAUGUAUUUCUUUAGUUUAUAGCUUAUGUCACCUUAAAUUAUAAUAAUGCCUAAAGAUAGAAGAAUGAAAAUGAUAUAUAUCGGCUUUUUUAUUUUUCAAGGCUUGCCAAAUUGUAUCAAUGGUAAUGGAAUUAAAUAAAUUUAUUCUCUAAUGUU